AUUCAGUUCUAUUUUAUUGUGGUCGAUUUAGAGAUAAAAUAUUAUUAUAUCAUUUAGUCUUGACUUCUGUUAAAUAUUUUUUAAACAUCUAGAAAAUGAAAGUUGUUGGAGUUGAUGUUGACGAUUACGGAACAAAGAGCGUUCUAGUCACGGCGGCAUGGGCGAACUUAAACUUUGAUUUCGAAGUGGCUAAGGGGACAUGUUGUGCAUCCCAGGCAAAGAAAAACGCAUUCUCAGAACUCAAACACGCAGUAACUCUGGUGUUAGAUAAGGAUUUAGGAACAUUCUGUGGUCACGUAACUGUGGUUAGGCACUUACUGGACCAGGUUUCCAAGGGAACAGAUGAAAAAUCAGCCUUUGAAAGGAGUGACACGAGCAGCUGGGUAGAGUUCUUCUAUUCAAGACUUGACUUCGAAACUAAACUUGACAAGUCAUCAGUGGUCACCAAGGGGUCAAAUUCAGACCUUUCAAAAGUUGUGAACUCACUUAACAAUUACCUUGCAACAAAGACGUUCCUUGUAGCAGAAAAGCUCAGCCCGGCAGAUUUAGUAUGUGCAGUUUCACUGGACCACCUGGUUCAUCAAAAGAGACUUGACCCUGAAUACCUGGAAAAGGAACUACUUCACCUAGCAAGGUUCUUGAGAACUGUUAAGGCCAGUGAAGCUUACCAAAAGUUCUUGAAAAUGGUCGAGAACUACAAGUCUAACGGAACCCUAGACGGCAAGCCUAAAAUGAACAAUGUCCAAGAGAAACCAGCUGAACCAGCUAAGAAGCCUAAGAACCCCAUGGACUUACUUCCGCCGACAUCAUUCAGUCUUGACCAGUGGAAAAAGACAUACAGCAACUGCAAGGGCGACUUGUACAAGGAGGUGAUGCCGUGGCUUUGGGAGAAAUUCGACCCUGAGGGAUGGAGCCUUUACUACAUGGUUUACAAUAAGCUGGAAGAUGAGUGCAAAUCUGAAGUCUUCACGUCAAACAUGUUGAGUGGAUUUUUGCAAAGGUUUGAGAACGAGUUCAGACACUACUCAUUUGGCGUGCUUAAUGUCAUGGGCUCUACUGGAAACUUUGACAUCAAAGGAGUAUGGCUAGUUAGGGGGAAAGAGCUUCCAGCACUAGUGACAGAACACCCUUCAUAUGAGUUCCAAACAUUCAGAAAACUUGACGUAACAAAGCCUGAAGACAAGAAACUGGUUGAGGACUACUUCUGCGCCUGUGAUGACAUUGAUGGAGUACCAAUAGCUGAUUGUAAGGUCUGGAAAUAAAUUAAUCUAUUCAAAUAUGUA
Molecule: messenger RNA, 1283 nt
Organism: Theileria parva strain Muguga
Lineage: Eukaryota; Apicomplexa; Aconoidasida; Piroplasmida; Theileriidae
Exons: 2
Coding region: 96-1262 (388 amino acids)
Biological process (GO): translational elongation
Cellular component (GO): cytoplasm; nucleus
Molecular function (GO): translation elongation factor activity
Source: RefSeq, a predicted model, not a curated record